GUUUCCUCUCUCGCUCGCUCGCUCGUCAUCGUUGAAGUGGAAGAAGAAGGAGGAGGAAGACGACGAUGCUGCUUCAGCUCCCUCGCCUCACCAGCUCCCUCCGGCAGCCCUUCGACGCCGACGAGGCCUUCCUCCGCCGCCGGGCCGCCCUCCGGAGCCGCCGCAAGCCUCGCAACGCCGCGGAUUCGGUGGAGGAGUCGGAGCUCGCUCGGAGGAUCGUCCAUCGCUGGGAUGAAGCUUCUGCGGAAGUGAGGCAAGCGUACAAGCAGUUCAUCGCCGCCGUGGUGGAGGCGGUGGAUGGGGAGGUGACCUCGGAGGAGUUCCGCGAGGUGGCUCUGGGAGUGUACGGCCUUUUCGGAGGGCAGUCGGUCGGCGAGUCUGUCGAGGAUGAGGAGGCGGCGAAGCGGAGAAUUGCGGAGAAGAAGGGAGAACUGCAGAAACUUGUUGGCCGGGUGGUUUCAGAGACGUGCCUGCAGAAAGUUGCUUCUCAGGCUCAGAGGCUCUCGGGCUUACAGCCGAGAGACCAUAGGGCUGUGGCAGAAGAAACAAAUGGAGAUAUGGAUGAUGUCGAAUUUGGUGCCGACCUUGCAUUUCAUGCUCCAUCGCGAUUUCUUGUUGACAUUUCUGUGGAAAAUGGUGAAUUACUUGAUGAGGAGACCUCUACAUCUGUCUCAUCUGUUCAUGAUAUAUGGCAAGAUGCGGGAGGCUACAAAUAUAGUCAGACAGCCAGUAGUGGCAGAAACUACGAUUUAAGUUGGUUGAGAGAUGCAUGUGAUAAUAUAGUGAAGGGCAAUAGUUCAUCACUUUCUCGGGAUGAACUUGCCAUGGCUAUUUGUCGUGUGCUUGAGUCAGAUAAACCUGGUGAGGAGAUUGCAGGUGAUUUAUUGGAUCUUGUUGGGGAUGCUGCAUUUGAAACUGUUCAAGAUGUCAUAAUGCAUCGAGAGGAACUUGUUGAUGCUAUACGUCAUGGCUUGUUGGCUUUGAAGUCUGAUAAAACAGCUUCAAAUGCACAAGCACGCAUGCCAACUUAUGGUACUCAGGUGACAGUGCAAAUGGAAUCCGAACGGCAAAUUGACAAACUUCGGCGCAAAGAGGAAAAGCGACAUAAGCGCGGACCUGACUAUGUGGCUGACACUGGCUUAUCUUCUGCAAGUUUUUCCUCUUUACUCCAAGCUAGUGAGAAGAAAAGUCCUUUUAACGAUCUUGUCGGAACUGGCGAACACUUGCUGCCUGUUCGUGAACUUCCUCAGGGAACUAUAAGGAAACAUCAUAAGGGAUACGAAGAAGUCAUUAUUCCACCGACACCCACAGCAGAAAUGAAAUUGGGUGAAAAGCUGAUUGAAAUAAAGGAACUAGAUGACUUGGCCCAAGCCGCUUUUCAUGGCUAUAAGAGCCUCAAUCGUAUUCAGAGCCGGAUAUUUCAGACUGUUUAUCAUACAAAUGAAAACAUAUUGGUUUGUGCUCCGACUGGGGCUGGUAAAACAAACAUAGCUAUGAUUGCUAUUUUACAUGAGGUUGGCCAGCACUUCAGGGAUGGUUACUUGCAUAAGGACGAGUUCAAGAUUGUUUAUGUUGCUCCAAUGAAGGCAUUGGCUGCUGAGGUCACAUCAACAUUUAGUCAUCGGUUGGCUCCACUUAAUGUUACUGUGAGGGAACUUACUGGGGACAUGCAACUUUCCAAAUAUGAACUUGAUGCAACUCAGAUGAUAGUAACUACACCAGAGAAAUGGGAUGUUAUUACACGCAAGAGCAGUGACAUGUCACUUUCUAUGCUGGUGAAGCUCUUGAUUAUUGACGAAGUGCAUCUGUUGAAUGAUGAUAGAGGCCCUGUAAUAGAAGCACUGGUUGCUAGGACUCUUCGCCAGGUGGAAUCAACACAGUCAAUGAUUCGCAUUGUAGGCCUUUCAGCUACCCUACCUAAUUAUCUGGAGGUUGCUGAAUUUCUGAAGGUGAAUGCACAGAAGGGAUUGUUCUUCUUCGAUUCUAGCUACCGUCCUGUGCCUCUUGCUCAACAGUACAUUGGUAUUAGUGAGCACAACUACUUUGCUCGCACUGAGUUGUUGAACGAGAUAUGCUACAAGAAGGUUGUUGAUUCACUAAAGCAAGGUCAUCAGGCAAUGGUAUUUGUGCAUUCGCGGAAGGACACUGCAAAAACAGCAGAGAAGUUGGUUGAACUUGCACGAAAGAAUGACGAGCUGGAUCUCUUUAGUAAUGAUGAUCAUCCUCAAUUUUCAUUAGUUAAGAGGGAAGUCCACAAGUCCAGAAACAAAGAUCUUGUUCAACUUUUUGAAGCUGGUGUUGGUGUCCAUCAUGCUGGAAUGCUACGUGCUGACAGGGGGCUGACUGAACGCCUCUUCUCUGAUGGAUUAUUGAAGGUGCUUGUUUGCACUGCCACUUUGGCGUGGGGAGUAAAUCUUCCAGCCCAUACAGUUGUCAUAAAGGGAACCCAAUUAUAUGACCCAAAAGCUGGUGGAUGGAAAGACUUGGGCAUGCUUGAUGUGAUGCAAAUCUUUGGACGUGCUGGGAGGCCUCAGUUUGAUAAAAGCGGCGAGGGAAUAAUAAUUACGUCUCAUGACAAAUUGUCAUACUAUCUGCGGCUGCUGACAAGUCAGCUUCCCAUAGAAAGUCAGUUUAUUAGCUCUCUGAAGGAUAACCUGAAUGCAGAGGUGGCUCUUGGUACUGUGACUAAUGUUAAGGAAGCAUGUGCAUGGCUUCGAUAUACCUAUCUUGCAGUGAGAAUGAGGUUGAACCCUCUAGCUUAUGGGAUUGGAUGGGAUGAGGUUGUUGCAGAUCCUUCUCUCAUGUCAAAGCAAAGGGCUCUUGUGACAGAUGCUGCUCGUGCACUUGACAAAGCAAAAAUGAUGCGGUUUGAUGAGAAAAGUGGCAAUUUUUACUGUACUGAGCUUGGCCGUAUUGCAAGCCAUUUUUACAUCCAAUAUUCUAGUGUUGAAACGUACAAUGAAAUGAUGCGACGCCAUAUGAAUGAGAGUGAGGUCAUUAACAUGGUUGCCCAUUCUUCUGAAUUUGAGAACAUUGUUGUACGAGAGGAAGAGCAGAAUGAACUUGAAACGAUGGCACGCACAUCGUGCCCACUUGAAGUGAAAGGAGGUCCUUCAAACAAACAUGGGAAGAUAUCCAUCCUUAUUCAGUUAUACAUAUCUCGUGGCUGGAUUGAUACAUUUUCAUUAGUUUCUGAUGCUGCAUAUAUAAGUGCAAGUCUGGCCCGUAUCAUGCGAGCUUUGUUUGAGAUUUGUUUACGCAGAGGCUGGAGUGAGAUGUCUCUUUUCAUGUUGGAAUAUUGCAAGGCUGUGGAUCGCAAAGUUUGGCCCCAUCAACAUCCACUCAGACAAUUUGACAAAGAUCUUUCUCCAGAGGUCCUGCGGAAGCUUGAGGAACGGGGUGCUGACUUAGAUCACCUGCUGGAGAUGGAUGAAAAGGAUAUUGGAGCCCUGAUUCGCUAUGGGCCUGGAGGGAGGUUAAUCAAGCAGUAUUUGGGUUACUUUCCAUCGAUACAAUUGUCGGCAACUGUUAGUCCAAUAACCAGAACCGUUUUGAAGGUGGAUUUGCGUAUUACACCAGACUUCACAUGGAAAGAACGUUUUCAUGGUCAAGCAGAACGUUGGUGGAUCCUUGUUGAGGAUUCUGAGAAUGAUCACAUUUAUCAUUCAGAGCUGUUCACUCUAACAAAGCGGAUGCCUAGAGGUGAACCACAGAAGCUUUCAUUUACUGUUCCAAUCUUUGAACCUCACCCUCCGCAGUACUACAUCCGUGCUGUUUCGGAUUCAUGGUUGCAUGCUGAGGCUUUCUACACCAUAACGUUCCACAAUCUGCUGCUGCCUGAGGCACGUACUACACAUACUGAACUUUUAGAUCUAAAGCCUCUACCAGUUACUUCACUUGGAAACCCUAUCUAUGAAGCCUUGUAUAAAUUUUCGCAUUUCAAUCCCAUUCAAACGCAGACCUUUCAUAUUCUCUAUCAUACGGACAACAAUGUUCUCUUGGGAGCUCCAACUGGAAGUGGCAAAACGAUAUCAGCUGAGCUUGCUAUGCUUCACCUCUUCAAUACUCAGCCAGAUAUGAAGGUUAUUUACAUAGCACCUUUGAAGGCUAUUGUUCGAGAGAGAAUGAAUGAUUGGAAAAAGCGUCUGGUCUCUCAGCUUGGGAAACAGAUGGUGGAAAUGACAGGAGAUUAUACUCCAGAUCUUUUGGCCCUAUUGUCUGCAGACAUUAUUAUAUCUACUCCUGAGAAGUGGGAUGGUAUUAGCCGUAAUUGGCAGAGUAGAGGCUAUGUUACUAAGGUUGGACUUAUUAUUUUGGAUGAGAUACACUUACUAGGAGCUGAUCGAGGCCCAAUUCUUGAGGUAAUUGUUUCAAGAAUGAGAUAUAUCUCAUCUCAGACAGAUCGAGCCGUGCGGUUUGUUGGCCUUUCCACUGCUCUAGCCAAUGCAGGUGAUUUGGCUGACUGGCUGGGGGUUGGGGACACUGGACUCUUCAAUUUCAAGCCUAGCGUGAGGCCUGUACCUCUUGAAGUUCAUAUUCAGGGGUAUCCAGGAAAAUUUUACUGCCCCCGGAUGAAUAGCAUGAAUAAACCAUCAUAUGCUGCAAUCUGUACUCAUUCACCAACAAAGCCAGUUCUCAUCUUCGUCUCAUCACGGCGACAGACGCGGCUGACCGCGUUGGACCUUAUUCAGUUUGCAGCUUCAGAUGAACAUCCUAGGCAAUUUCUUAACCUGCCUGAAGAAGAGCUGCAGAUGGUUCUCUCCCAAAUUACUGAUCAAAACCUGAGGCACACCUUGCAGUUUGGCAUUGGGCUACAUCAUGCUGGACUCAAUGACAGGGAUAGAUCCUUGGUUGAGGAACUUUUUGCUAACAACAAGAUCCAGGUAUUGAUAUGCACCAGCACCUUGGCAUGGGGUGUGAAUCUUCCAGCUCAUCUUGUAAUAAUCAAGGGAACAGAGUAUUAUGAUGGAAAAUCUAAGAGGUAUGUUGAUUUUCCAAUCACCGAUAUUUUGCAAAUGAUGGGUCGUGCCGGGCGUCCACAAUAUGAUCAACAUGGAAAAGCAGUUAUCCUUGUCCAUGAGCCCAAGAAAAGCUUCUACAAAAAGUUUUUGUAUGAGCCCUUCCCGGUUGAAAGCAGUCUACGAGAGCAAUUGCAUGAACAUAUCAAUGCAGAGAUUGUUUCCCGCACAAUCUGCCAUAAGGAGGAUGCGGUUCAUUACCUUACUUGGACUUACUUGUUCCGAAGACUGACAGUUAAUCCUGCUUACUAUGGGCUAGAUGAGACAGAUCCCGAAACUCUCAGUUCUUACUUGUCCAGGUUAGUACAAAAUACUUUUGAAGAUCUUGAGGAUAGUGGAUGCAUCAAGAUGAAUGAAGAGAGUGUUGAACCAAUGAUGCUGGGAUCAAUUGCAUCUCAAUAUUAUCUCAGCUACUUGACUGUAUCAAUGUUUGGAUCCAAUAUAGGACCGGAUACAUCUCUUGAAGUGUUUUUGCACAUAUUAUCAGGUGCUUCAGAAUAUAAUGAACUUCCUGUUCGGCAUAAUGAGGAGCUUCACAAUGCUCAAUUGUCUGAGAAAGUCAGGUACAAGGUUGAUAAGAAUCGCCUAGAUGAUCCCCAUGUUAAAGCCAAUUUGCUAUUCCAGGCACAUUUUUCACAGUUAGAGUUACCAGUUAGUGACUAUGUGACCGACUUGAAGUCAGUGCUGGAUCAGAGUAUUCGGAUCAUCCAGGCAAUGAUAGAUAUAUGUGCAAACAGUGGUUGGCUGUCAAGCUCAAUUUCUUGCAUGCAUCUUCUGCAAAUGGUUAUGCAGGGCUUGUGGUUUGAUCAAGACUCUUCUUUAAGGAUGUUGCCCAGUAUGAAUGAUAAUCUCGAGGAUACCCUUAGAAGAAGAGAAAUUGCAACUCUUCAGCAACUACUGGAUAUUCCAAAGUCAUCCCUGCGGAGUAUAAUUGGAGAUUCUUGCUCUCUAAAAUUGUUGCAGGAACUGGAGUAUUUUCCACAAGUCAGGAUGAAAUUGAGAAUUCAGAGGAAGGGCAGCACUGGAGAAAAUUCUCCAACUCUGGAUAUUAGAUUAGAGAAGACCAAUCGGAGGAGAAGCACAUCAAGAGCUUUUGCCCCUCGAUUUCCCAAGGUGAAAGAUGAAGCAUGGUGGUUGGUACUUGGGAAUACCUCCACUUCUGAGUUAUAUGCAUUGAAGAGAGUUUCUUUCACAGAUCACUUAGUCACCCACAUGAAGUUGCCCUCAGCACUGACUGAUAUGCAGGGUGUCAAAUUGAUACUCAUUUCGGACUGUUAUCUUGGGUUUGAACAAGAGUACCUCAUUGAAGAUCUUCCUUUCAGCACGUAAAAAUGGACAAUGGCUAGACUUGGCAUGCUAAGCAUCCACACGUGCAUGUAGAUUUUCAGUUGGAAGACAGCAUUACUUCUCCAAGAACACAGCUAAAGAUGGAAAGAGGUGAGUAUUGGGUGCACUUGCUGAUUAAACGUCUUUCUUUCCAUCGCGAGUCGUUUAUAAUGCAUAGCUUGGUAUGAUUCACACGACGAGAUUGGUUAUGCGAGGGAAACGGUGCUAUCAAAUGACUUCUGCUUCAAAUUAUGUGGACUUAUUAAUAUGCAGAAAGGAAUCAUUUUCAGUCAUUUUCUGCCUCCUCUGCUGUGAACCUGGAUAUAGUUCCCUUGGAAAGAGAGACGUUAUGCUCCUUUUCUGAAAAUGAAUUACUAUUCUGGAGGGAGAUGAAGGUGAAUUUUUGCCAUUAUGUAUUGUCCUCUGAAGCUCUCAAAGUACAUAGUUCUGCUCCGUGCUUUCGUUGGAGAAGACCGAGGCCUAAGCUUGUUGGUGUGAGAUAACCAGGCCCACGCCGUGCUUUUAUUCUGUGUAUACAACCAGCAAUUCAUUGUAUGGAAAACUUAACGUGAAAUGCUCUAGAGGAUGAAUUUUGAUCCGCUUAAAAUCAAAGCUUAAAACGCUUUGCCCUUUGUAGAUGACAAUCGAUGAGGUCUGAAAUUUGGUGGAAUCCGAUUAAUUUCACAAAGUCGCGUCGCCGAAUAAAUCGAAUGAAGCAUUCUUUCUGCA
This is a messenger RNA of Eucalyptus grandis, 7073 nucleotides long. Its product is annotated as DExH-box ATP-dependent RNA helicase DExH14. The transcript has 49 exons. The record is from RefSeq and is a predicted model, not a curated record. Lineage: Eukaryota; Viridiplantae; Streptophyta; Magnoliopsida; Myrtales; Myrtaceae. Gene Ontology annotation, molecular function: ATP hydrolysis activity; nucleic acid binding; ATP binding. Bases 66 to 6347 code for a protein of 2093 amino acids.